AUGAAAUUGAACACAUCACUUUUUAUAUGUCUAUUUUUUUCUGCCAUAAUUGCCAUUAAGGCAAAUGACGACGACCAAGAAGAGUACGAUUAUCAGUCAACGGAAAAUGUAGAAAACGAGAUUCCUAUAGAGGAAGACGAACAGGAAGUGAACAUCCAAGAAGAAGACGGCAACCAGCAGCAGGAACCCGAAACAGUCCCUUUUCAGUAUGAACCCAGCAAACGGGUGGAAGAGAUGGAGAAUGACAUGCCGGAAAGCGAUAAGGCAUUCAUCGGGGCUGGUAAGUUGAAGGCUACCAUGAUGGACACGUACGCGAACGCGAUGGCGACGGAUGCGGCCCGGAGCGGAUUCUCCAAUGCAAAUUACGAGUGGCAGCUGGUGCUCGAGGGUCCGGAAGCUGCCAGGGUGAUCGGAACGUCCGGCCAGAACUUCAACACGAUUGUCACGUCCGCCGAAGGCGCGGACAUGAUCAACAUGCUGGCCACCACCGUGCACGUGCUGUUAGCCAAGGCCGGCGAGCAGAAGAUGAGCUCUGGGCUCAGAGACAUCAUGUCGAUGACGUACUCGCUGUUCACGUCACCCUACAUGCCCGAGAUCGUCAACAUGGUCGGUGGGCUGGUCAUCACUAUCGCGAACAAACCCGGUGCCCCACUGUUCACCAGGACGUACUGGAACGAGACUAGGAAACUCUUGUCUGAUAAGAACCUCAAUGAAAAACUGAAAAAGUAUUUCGCCAACAUAAUAUCCAUGAUGAAGUCAUUAAGCGGAAUAAUGAAAGGCGGCAAGCAAGUAUUGAGCAGACGUAGACGUGCCAUCGCGUAG
Molecule: messenger RNA, 822 nt
Organism: Macrosiphum euphorbiae (potato aphid)
Lineage: Eukaryota; Metazoa; Arthropoda; Insecta; Hemiptera; Aphididae
Source: the annotation of a GenBank genome assembly